This is a messenger RNA of Racocetra fulgida, 1290 nucleotides long. The record is from the annotation of a GenBank genome assembly. NCBI's taxonomy places the organism in Eukaryota, Fungi, Glomeromycota, Glomeromycetes, Diversisporales, Gigasporaceae.
AUGUAUUUUGGUGAUUUAAGUGUAUUAUUCCUUAAUCUUCAGAAAAAAUAUGGUGGAAUUUUUGAAUUAUAUAAUGGUACAGCGCGUGUAAUCUGGGUAGGGGACGCUCAACUUAUCAAGACAAUACAUAUUCCUUCAACAAAAACAAACUUUCCUUUUCGUUCCAGGCAUUCAUGGAUCGACGAAGUUGCAAUCAAUACUAUUGGAAAAGGAAUUUUUUUUAAUCAUAAUUUAGAUUCUUGGAAAUAUAAUAGAAGAAUUUUAACUCAAACUGUUAUGCUACCUUCAUUCUUACGACAAUUCUUAAAAACUACUGAACAUUGGAUUGUCAAAAUUCAAUCGGAAUUAUCUUCUCGUACAACUACUAAUAGACCUGCAAACACUCUGCUUUCUUAUUAUAAUAAACUUUCAUCAAAUGUUUCAAAAGUCUCAAAAAUUCAAUCAACCGAGGAAUUAAUGGGCCGACUUCGAACAUGGCUAGUUACUGCGCAAUUCGUUUAUUUCUUACCAAGAUAUUUAAGAUUUUGCCCUCCAUUUUAUUAUUUUCAAUGGAAACAUCAAAACAAUAUUCAAUGGUUAGAUGAUUAUUUAACCAAUCUUAUAAUUAAUAGAAAAAAAGAAAUUGAAAAUACUCCUAAAGAUAAACCUUUAGGUCUUGAUAUUCUAACUAUACUUUGUACCGCAAAUACGGAAAGAGGUCCUCAAUUUAAUAAACCUGGUGAUGAACCUGAUGAACCUAUGGAUGAUGAUAAUCUUAAACAAAAUUUAUUUGAUGUUAUUAUUGGUAGCAUUGAUUCGGAUCCCGCUAUAAAAUCCAAAGUUUGCGAAGAAGUCGAUCAAAUUUUUGGCAAUGAUAGAUCCCAUCCUAUGACUUACAAUGAUUUAGAAAAUUUGAAAUACAUUGAGGCUUGCAUUAGUGAAUCCUUACGUCUAUUACCAACAGUUCCAGCUCUAUUUAAACAAGCUACUAGUGCUGAUAAUCUCGGUGAUUUUAAAUAUAAAGGUGGUCAAGAAUUUUUCAUCAAUUACCAUUAUGUUCAUCAUGAUGAAACUUAUUGGCCUGAUCCAACUUCAUUUAAACCUGAACGGUUCCUUGAUAAAAAUUUCGAUAAAAAUACUUAUUUACCAUUUGGUGGUGGAAUUAGAAUAUGUCCUGGUCGUCAAAUGGGUUUAAAUACUGCUAAAACUUUAAUUGCUUUGCUUUUUAGAAAUUAUACUAUUGAUUUGGUUGAUCCUAAUGCUCCAUUAAAAAAAAUUUACGUUUGGGCAAAUGAAUGUGAAGAAUUAAAA